This is a messenger RNA of Pyricularia pennisetigena, 1032 nucleotides long. RefSeq lists its product as uncharacterized. The record is from RefSeq and is a predicted model, not a curated record. Lineage: Eukaryota; Fungi; Ascomycota; Sordariomycetes; Magnaporthales; Pyriculariaceae. The transcript has 3 exons. Bases 1 to 1032 code for a protein of 343 amino acids.
AUGCUGCCUUGCAUUGCCCGUUCGUUGCAGAGGCUAAACCCAAUCCUGACGAGCGCGCGGCAAGGCGGGUCCAGCCAGGCGCAACCGGCGCCGACCAGGGGCUUUUCUGGCAUGAGUCGACGAUUCUUGUAUUCUCCUGCAGGGUUUUCAUCGAUCCGCCCUAUCCGGCCCCGGCCCCGCUCUAUACUGGUCAGGCGGCUCUCAUCACUGCAGCCGACCAUCUCGGAUCCGUGCCGAUACUUUAAUGAUUGUCAGCAAGAGUCGGCGAGGAAUAAGGCCGCUCGCCGUGGGCCCGAUCAAAGUCUAGCCUUCAAUUCCCUUCAUUUCACUGCCAACAUCCAUAGCAUGUCUUCGCAGCCAGUGCCUGAAGCUGCUGCACCAGGAGCAGUUGCAUCCGAGGCCUCACAGGUGGAUACUUCAGGGGCCGAGGCAUCAUGCGCAGCGGCGGGUGAGAAGAUGGCGGCAGCACCGAGUGCCCCUGAACAGGAGCCCAAGCUACCUCCGUUAUCUGCAGCAGAGUACAGGGAGUACAAUCGCCUCGCGGAUAUGAUGACAUACUUUCACAACCAUUUCAAACAAACAUGGAACAUGAUGUACACAGCCGCAGGCAACAACCGCCGCCCGGCAAACAUGACGCUGCGGCAGUUCAUCGACACCGGGCUCGCCUUUGUGCGCCAGCUCACCAUGCAUCACAACAUCGAGGAGGAGCUGCUGUACCCGCAGCUCGCCGUCCGCAUGGACGAGUUCCGCAACCAAGACGGCAAAAAGGGCGGUGGUGGCAAGCCCAACCGCAAGCAGUCGGAGCUCAUCCGCCAGCACCGCCUGAUCCACGAGGGUAUGGACCGGUUCGAGGACUACCUGACGGAAUGCCGCCGCGGCCAGCUCGACUUUGACAUGGCCACGUUAAAGACCAAGAUGGACGACUGGAACGACGUCUUGUGGCUUCACCUCGACGCCGAAGUUGAGACGCUCAAGGCCGAGAAUAUGCGAAAGUAUUGGACGCUGCCAGAGAUGAGGAGGUUGCAGAUUUGA